Messenger RNA from Blastocystis hominis, 687 nucleotides. RefSeq lists its product as hypothetical. Gene Ontology annotation, molecular function: peptidyl-prolyl cis-trans isomerase activity. Bases 1 to 621 code for a protein of 206 amino acids. The transcript is spliced from 6 exons. Lineage: Eukaryota; Bigyra; Opalinata; Blastocystidae. Gene Ontology annotation, biological process: protein folding; protein peptidyl-prolyl isomerization. The record is from RefSeq and is a predicted model, not a curated record.
AUGAGUGGACCUAUCGUCUUUUUUGAUAUCACCAUUGGUGGAAAGCCUGCUGGACGGAUUGAGAUGCGUUUAUACAAAGAUACUCCCAAGACGUCUGAGAAUUUCAGAGCGCUUUGCACUGGAGAGAAGGGAAAGGGAAAGAGAGGAAAGCCUCUGCAUUACAAGGGCUGCACCUUCCACCGUGUGAUCCCUGACUUCAUGAUUCAGGGAGGAGAUUUCACUCGUGGAAAUGGAACUGGUGGUGAGUCGAUUUAUGGAGAGAAGUUCAACGACGAGAACUUUAUCCACAAGCACAACAAGGCGGGUCUUCUUUCCAUGGCGAAUGCUGGAAGAAACACCAAUGGCUCGCAGUUCUUUAUUACAACGGUGCCUACUCCUCACCUGAAUGGCAAGCACGUCGUUUUCGGUGAGGUCAUCAAGGGUAUGGAGGUAGUUCGCAAGAUUGAGCAUACUCGUACCAAUGCGGCAGAUAAGCCUCUGAGCCCCGUCGUGAUUGCUGACUGCGGUGAGAUCAAGGCUCCUGCCAAGGAAGCGGAGGAGAAGAAGGAGAAGAAGGAGGAGAAGGAGAAGAGCCCUCGCGCGGAGAAGAGAGAUCGCAGCCGCAGCCGUUCUCGCGAGUAAGCUGUUGUUCUCAACACGCUCCUGCGACAGUGUCUGUUGGUGGAAGGAAGCUGCUUCCCUGCUGUU